AUGAACGAAGCAAGACGUAGAAAGCAUGAGAGGACAAGUGUGAGCAAAGGCACAUUGGUGACACGACCUGAGGAGCCAACCAAGGGCAAAAUGUUGGAAGACGAAUUGGGAAUCCCCAAUAGCAACGAGCUCGUAAUUGACACCCCCAUCACCUCCAAAGAGGACGAACAGAAGGCCAACGAUCACAUGACAACACAGCAUACCAUCUAUGUUCUGGCUCUAUCUAUUUUCAUCCAGUAUCAGGACAGAGACUGGUGGGACUUCUUCGGCACCCUCGGAGACACUGUGAAGGGUGAAAUCAGCACCAAAUACCUUGACAAUGACGCUGUACCAGAUGGUGAUGGAGGGGGUCCGCUGCUCUACGAAGGAAAGGUUGUGGGGCUGGUGUCUUGGGGAUACUACUGUGGUGAGCCUCCCUACCCCUCAGUCUACACACGUGUCUCCAGCUAUGUGGACUGGAUCACUGAGAGGACAAAUGGCUCACAGCUGUAUCACUAG
Messenger RNA from Schistocerca piceifrons (Central American locust), 498 nucleotides. RefSeq names its product trypsin epsilon-like. Gene Ontology annotation, molecular function: serine-type endopeptidase activity. The record is from RefSeq and is a predicted model, not a curated record. The transcript is spliced from 2 exons. Lineage: Eukaryota; Metazoa; Arthropoda; Insecta; Orthoptera; Acrididae. Gene Ontology annotation, biological process: proteolysis. The coding region runs from base 1 to 498 and encodes 165 amino acids.